AGCCCCCCGUCUACACAGCGCCCUCCUCCUGCAGUUUGGCACCGGCCGCCAAAGUAACUUGGAGCAGAGCGGGGUGCACCGGGAGACUAGGGCCCUGGGCAGCGGCGGAACCCUGCGCAGAUCGCGGCGCCCACGCUGAGCCGGGCCCGGAGGGCCGGUGUAUGUCUCCCCGCGGCCGCGGCGCUCCAUUCCCGGUGACUGUGCAGCGCGCGCCGCCGCCUGCCCCGACCCGCGCUGCCGCCGCCCGGCCCCGCACGCACCUCCCUCUCCCGGGGUGAUCAGCCUGCGGCCGCCGCCCGACACACAGCUCCGCACCUCUUCCCCCGCCCUCGCCGCCGCCACCACACACACGCACGCUUCUCUCCAUCUUGUGAUUCCUGUUCCCUCCCGAACCUUCAGUGGGGGUGCGAGUUUGUCCCCCCUUACCCCCUCCCCCCGCCCCCGUCCCCCACACCGCCUUCUUCUCUUCUCGCUCUCCUGCUCCUCCCGAGCUUGCUGCGCUCCUCUUGCAGGCUCGUCCCCUUCAUUUUAUUUAUUCGUAUUUAUUGGGCGCCCGUUCUCUUCUGUCUGUCCCUAUCCCUCCCUCCCUCUGGAUCCCCGCUCUCUCCCCGGAGUGGCGCGUCGGGGGCUCCGCCGCUGGCCAGGCGUGAUGUUGCACGUGGAGAUGUUGACGCUGCUGUUUCUGGUGCUCUGGAUGUGUGUGUUCAGCCAGGACCCGGGUUCCAAAGUCGUCGCCGACCGCUACGCUGUCUAUUGGAACAGCAGCAACCCCAGAUUCCAGAGGGGUGACUACCAUAUUGAUGUCUGUAUCAAUGACUACCUGGAUGUUUUCUGCCCUCACUAUGAGGACUCUGUCCCAGAAGAUAAGACUGAACGCUAUGUCCUCUACAUGGUGAACUUUGAUGGCUACAGUGCCUGCGACCAUACUUCCAAAGGGUUCAAGAGAUGGGAAUGUAACCGACCUCACUCUCCAAAUGGACCACUGAAGUUCUCUGAAAAAUUCCAGCUCUUCACUCCCUUUUCUCUAGGAUUUGAAUUCAGGCCAGGCCGAGAGUAUUUCUACAUCUCCUCUGCAAUCCCAGACAAUGGAAGACGGUCCUGCCUAAAGCUCAAAGUCUUUGUGAGACCAACAAACAGCUGUAUGAAAACUAUAGGUGUUCAUGAUCGUGUUUUCGAUGUUAACGACAAAGUAGAAAAUUCAUUAGAACCAGCAGAUGACACCGUACAUGAGUCAGCCGAGCCAUCCCGCGGCGAGAACGCGGCACAGACACCACAGAUACCCAGCCGUCUUUUGGCAAUCCUACUGUUCCUCCUGGCGAUGCUUUUGACGUUAUAGCACAGUCUCCUCCCGUUACCUGUCACAGAACACCAGAGAUCCACCUAACUGCUCAUCCUAAGAACGGACUUGUUAUUGGUUUUUGGCAGAUGUCAGAUUUUUGUUUUCCUUCCUCCAGCCUGAUUUCUAAGCAACAAUUUGGGGGUCGUUGGGGGUGGGUAGCUGAACUAGUUGCUGCCUUCUUCACCUCACCCCCAGACCCUGUCCUUGACUUCUCUCAUCCCUUCCAAAUUAAAUGGACUCCAAAUGAAAAUGCCAAAUUGUGGUAGUGACACCAGUGGGUCUUCAGCUCCUGUGCAUUCUCCUCUGAGCUCACUUCUGUAAGCUCACGGUGUCUACCGUGUAUGGACAAGGAAAAAUAGUGGCAGACGCUGCCAGUGACGGCCAGGCCCGGGAGGGUUUCCCUCUCCUUAUACAAUAUUUAUGCCUUCUCAUUCAGGACUGUAAGAUAAUUGUGCAGGGCAUCAUGCCACAUGUCAGGUCCAGAGAGGCGGUAUUAAGAACAGGCAUAAUAUCACACCAUUUCCUGUAGGAGUGUAUCAAUGAACAGACUUCUAAAAGGUUGAGACACUGGGUUUUUUUUUUGUUUUUUUUUUUUGUUUUUUUUAAAAAUAUGACUGUCUUAAAGCUUUCUUGACAGCAAAAUUGCGCCUUGUAAAGAAGACUUUUUCCCCCUAGGAGGUGGAAAUGCUAACAGAGCAAGUGUGAAAACAGAGAAAACUAUGUUUGGUGGGGGUGUGAGUGCCUCUAAUUUUUUUAGUGACUGGGCAGUGCACACCAGAUUUGUUUUUUUUUUUUUUCUUUUGAAUACAGAUCACCAUGGUGCUACAACUUUUUUUUCUUUUUAGGAACUCAAAGAGGCAUUUUUAUGAAUAAAGUGACCUUCCCCAAGGCUGACAAGCCAGGGUUGAUGAGUACAGAGUGGAAUAGCUUUGGCUGCUCCUCUGGGGGACAAUAUGUACAAGGAAAGGAAGUCCGUGGCCAGAGGAAAUGCGAUUAGGCUUUGCUGGAGCUCCAGUGUGCUGUGGCCUUUCCCCAACUCCCACCCCAAUGCCCACGUUCUGCUUCAUGCUCCAUGACCACAGGGGACUCAGACACAAGCCCCUGUCACCAGGAGAGUCAGUCAGCACUACUUGGGAGGGCUAAAGGGAAAUUUGGAAUAAAAAUUCCAAAGUUUGGAAUAAAAAAUUCAAGUGUUGAUUUUAUAUUCUUUCCCUUUCUGACACAGCCUAAAGCGUAGGGGGAACACGUGUUUAUCUGUGGGAGAUAAACAAGAUGGAGUCCCAAAGACUUUAACAAAAUAUUUUUUUAAAGAUCCACUAGAAUAGAAAAUACAUUAUUUAGAUAUACUUUAUGCUGAGAGUGAGUAUAUAUGCUUGUCCUAUUUAAACUUGUGAGAAAAAGUGGUAUCCCUUGAUACAUUUAGAAAUAUGGGGGGUUAUCUCGUUUUAAUUGUAGGGGUGGGGCAGGAGGAGAAUAAACACAGGAUGACCCUGUUUAAAGAAUCUUAGCAUGGCCAAUGGGGAUGUUUCCAGCUAAGAACUUGGAAGCGUAAGCCUUGGGGUUUCUCCUGGCAGGGCAUUGUCAUGAACUUUAAACCCCAAAGCCUAGACAGGGAGAAGUGUCAGACCAAUGGAAAAGCAAUCUAAUCUUUUUGCUAUUGCACGACAUCAGUGGAAACCAUGCCUUUCAAAACAAGCAAGUCAAUAAAUGCAGUGAUCAUACAACAUGUGGAAAAUUGAAAGCAUUCCAGAAAAAAAUAAGGAUUUUUAUGUAUUCAUUUUUAAGAUGCAUAUGUAAAAAAAUAGAGGGGUUCACAUUAUAGAUGGACUUCAUGAAUCGGAAAUUGCUUAGAAUUGUGAGUAGUUUCAAAUUAGAAAAAUAUGUGAAUGGAAGGCAGCUGUAAAUGUAUUGCACCCUAGAGAGUUGUACACACGUUAGAAUGUAAGCUGGGCUUACCUGGUCCGUUUGGAGUGGAUUUGAUUGCUGAGUCUGCUUUCACUUGAGCCAUAACAAGUGGGGUUGCCAGCCUUGCAGAGAUAAUUGGUCCUCUUCCCGCAACAUCAGAGACUUCUCUGAGUGGGAGAGUCUCAUCACAGAAGGCACCCACCAUUUCACUGAAACGUUCACAGCAUUUGAUUCUUUUACCUUUAUUUAUAUGCUCAAUACUCUCAGUAAUAUCCAGAUACACUAUUCUUUUUAUUGAUAGUUACAAGCUUGUGUGUUUGAGGGAUUUGGGUAGGGGAAUAAAAAGUUACCUUCUAAAAUGGAUCGAUAGUCAGAACCAAAAUAAUACUGCAUGCACUACAAUCAAAGAAAUCAAAUGAUCCUGUAAUGAUUCCAGUUAGUCAUAACUACAUUAGCAGUGCUAAUUUCAUUUUAGAAAUGGUGACUUCUGUGGUUUUUCUAGCAUUCGUUUCUAACAAAUGAUGAAAUAAUAACUCAUGGCCCCUCUGUCAUUGUCCUUCAUUUUUCACCAUGAAAUUAGACCUUUUACUUGACUGUUGAGCCACCACAAAUUGAGUUUUAAAAAAAUAGCAAGAUUAUCCACACUAGUAGACAAUAUGCGUCUCUACCUGUAAGUGAUGUAAUCGUAGUUAAUGCACUUGUGUGGAGUGUUCAGGAUGAUUGGUGUCAGACAGUUUUUAUCUUGUCCAAAAAGCGCUGGUGGCCUUUUGUGGUUGUGUUACAAUCCUCUGGGGGCUUAGGAAGAUGUCGAUGCAAUUUUGUAGCAGAUUUAAUUUUAAAAACAAUUCAAAAGCCUGAGGGGCAGCCCUGAUGCUCUUCGGCCCCAGUUGGUCAAAUCCCAGUGACCUUUGCCCCUGGUUGCCAAGGGCUUUGCAACAUGAAGCAGGGAAUAAAGAUUGUCUGUUUAGUGGAUACUGUGUAUCCUUUAAUAGACCAGGUAACAGUUCGUGUUAGUUUUAGACUAUUGUUUUGUACUGUACUUUCUUGGGUGGCAGAGGAAAGAAAAGUUAAAACGUUAAAAAAUACCUGCAUUCUUUAAUUCUGUAUUAUUAGCAACCUCUGUUGUAUAUAGUGUUUGAUAAUAAAGUAUUAAUUUGAUUCUUA
Molecule: messenger RNA, 4408 nt
Organism: Nannospalax galili (Upper Galilee mountains blind mole rat)
Lineage: Eukaryota; Metazoa; Chordata; Mammalia; Rodentia; Spalacidae
Gene: Efna5
Product: ephrin A5
Exons: 5
Coding region: 650-1336 (228 amino acids)
Biological process (GO): regulation of actin cytoskeleton organization; ephrin receptor signaling pathway; axon guidance
Cellular component (GO): plasma membrane; external side of plasma membrane
Molecular function (GO): ephrin receptor binding
Source: RefSeq, a predicted model, not a curated record